GCUAUUAAUAAUAAAUAUUUAAUACGUUUAAAGAUAAACAAGAGGCAAAAAUUUCAUAAAAAUUCAAAGUAAAAUGAUGGCGAAGUACGGCGAGAUUACAAGGUCGACAAACAAGUCUUAUACAUCAGCGAAAAAUAAAUUAAAUAUAUAUAAUGAUAUCAUAUGCAAAUAAAUUUGCAUAUUUUUGACCACUUUAAAUCCAAAUAAAUGUAUUAAUUAGUAAGAACGGUAAUGAGCAGCUCAAAAGAGAAGGAACAAAAUUUGAAUGAUGAAUGUGGAAGUGCGGCACCAGGCUGGAGCGAGUAUCCACUCACAUAUACAGACAACACCAAUAUUUGCCCCACAACGCCGGACAGUAGUUACAUUAGUAUUGCUGCUGUUUCUUAUGAUUCUGGGAAUUUUUCUAGCCAUUCCAACGUAAGUGCCAACUCCAGCCCCUUUUUGGGAGUGGAAUUACACAACCAAAAUGUGUACCAACCAUCACAGGAACAAUGUGAUAAAGAAAAAACUUUAUUUAUGGCUUUACAAGAUGUGCGUACAUUACGUAGCCAAUUGGAGCGCCUUAGCAAAUCUGAACAAUGGUACAAAAAAGAGUUGCGUGCGCAAAAGUGUACACGUUUGGAUGCCAUGGAACGUUUGUAUGCACAGGAACGUAAAUAUAUGCAAGAAAACCAGCGUCUGCAGCGUGAAUGCAUGCGUUUGUAUGAAAAAUGUGCCAAUAUUGAAAAAGAAUUUGAGGCUAGCAAGGUGAAGGCAGUUAAGCUCUGUGAAGAGCAACAACGCCGCACUACAGAUUUGGCAUUUUGCCAGGAUGUGAGUGUUUUUGAAAUUGAACAACAAAAGGCCAUAAUUGAUGAUCAACAAGUGCUAAUAGAAGUUCUACGCAAACAGAAGCAAGCGCUGAUAACAGACCUGAAACGUUUGGCAGAGGAAAGAGACGAGAAGAUCUUGGAACUGCAAGUAACACUUGCUGGUUGUGAAGUGGAUAAUAAUCGUAUGGUCAGCAAAUGCAAGGAGCUUAUGCAUCAACGUCGGGACUUACAAAGAACCAUUGAUGAAAAAGAAACAAAAUUUUUAAGUGAAAAUGCAGAAAAAUUGAAAGUAGAAAAUCUUCUUAGCGAUUUACGCGCAGAACUGCAGAUUAAAGAAGAUUUAUUAAAACACAAAGAGGAGCAAAUACUAGAAUUACAAAAUGAAUUCAAAAAAAAUUUAACUAAAGAGGCGAAUGUUGAUGAAGUGCAUCGAUUGAGCAUGACAUAUCACAAAGAAAUCAAUGAUAAGACAAGGGAACUGGCACAAUUGAAGUGUACUCUCAUACAGUUGCGGGAGGAACUUGAUUCAUUUGGAGAGUUGAAAACGAAGAAUGAACAACAGGAGCGACAAAUAGAGCAUAUAAAUUUUAUGCUGGAUGCACGCCAACUAGAGUUGGAGCAGUUACAGAAAACCAAUGUGGAGAAAACGGAGCAAAUUAAUGAACUGCAUGUGAUAUUGGAGCAACAUAGAGGUGAGAAAAAUGUUGCUUUAGAGGAACUUCUAACCACACAAACAUCACUGAAGGCACUGGAAAGAGAGCUGAUUGUGCUAAAUGAGCAAUAUGCGAAUCUAUGUGCAUUGCACGAGCGUACCAAGUUCGAGUUGGAGUUACGUAUGAUCGAGCAAGGAAAGUUAAAUUUUAGAACAGAACAAGAUAAGAUAGAAGUGGAGCAGUUAAGAAGUAGAUUAAGUACAUAUCUGAAACAAACUAGUGAGUUAAGUGCACGUAUAGUUGAGUUGGAAGCUAAGCUGGAUAUGAAGGAGCAAGAGAAGGUGGAUUUAGAAACGAGAAAUAAUGUUGGACUAGAGAAUUCAAAUCAAAAUAAGAAUAUUGAGGUAAUUGAGUUUGACGAGGAGCUUUUGUUGAGUGAUGAAGUCGAUAACAUACCAAAAGAGAAGGAUGAAAUCAACUUUACGAAGAUAUCUGAAGUUGACUGUGAUGAUGAAUUGAAAAAUACAGAAGAAAAUGUUUCAAAAUUGAAUAUUAUUGAAAAUUUUAAUGCUCUUGAAGUAAAUAAUAAUAAACAAGUACAUGUGGAGCUGCAAGAAGUAACCCCAGUAGAUAAUAAACUAGACACAUUUCAAAGUGGUCUGAGCGAAGAAGGUGCAUUGAAAAACAAAACUGAUAUUAAAGUCAGAGCUGUUAUGAAUAAAGAAAAUGUUUUGAAUAACUUGCUAAGUACAAAUAAUUCAAAAGUUGAAGACGUAAACUAUUUUGCAGCAGUUUCACAAACACCACAAACAGUGCAAAGACUGGACAAAACCAAGCAACGAAACUCAGAAAACUCCUCACUAGUUGCAGAAAAUGUAAGGGAAUGUACAACGUUAUGUCAAGAAAUUACACGGGAGGAAAUCGAUUCCUCUAACCAAAACAGCGCUAUGAAUGCGAAAAUGAAAUUGUUCGAGACUUUAAAAGAAAUUAUACGAAUACAUAAUGAACAAAAGGCGCCACCACAGUUUCAGGACAUUGUUAGUCUCAGUGCUAUAAUGCAAGAAAAUGAAGAAUUGAAACAGAGUUUAGCUAAAGUAACUGAAAAUGAAGAAAUUCUCAAACUGCAAGCGCAGCUGGAAGAUAAAGCGUUGGCUAAGGAAAAUUUAGAGUUGAAAUUGCAAAAACAAUAUGAUGACAUGGAGUCAUUAAGAAAAGCAUUUCUGAAAAAGGAUGCUGAGUUAUAUAAAUGCGAGAAAGUAGCUAAAUGUAACGAGGAGCACAAAAAUUUACUCGUAACUCAUAACGAAAAACAUUAUGAAGAAUUAAAAGGUAAAUGUGAUAGCUUACAAAAUAUAGUAAACAAUUUAGAAGCUAGUAAAUUAGCCACAGCACAAGAACUAAGCGCCUCAAAAACGCAAGCAGCUAGCGUGGCAGCACAAUUUGAAGAGGCAAAAAAAGAUCUUGAUAAGCAGAACGAAAUAAUAGCCGCACAACAAGUAGAAAUAGAAAACCUUACUAAAGCUGAACACAUAACUCAACCAAUUAUUGAACAGUUUGACAAAGAUAUUCAAACAGAUACAACUGAUCUAGACAGCUGUAUUGCAAAUAAAUCUUUAUUAGCGGAAGUCGAAACGCCGACUAAUACAAAUAAAAAGGAUGUUGCCACAUAUAUACGUGGUGUUAUACCUGUCUUCCUCGAUGCAGAGCAACAUGCUCAACUAACAAAUUCGAAAAAACAAUUAAGAAUAUUAUCCCAGCCUGAAGAAGAGCACGAUAUGCUUCUUAACUCUGCCAAUAAAUUCUAUAACGAAGAGAAUUCCAAAUCGGCAGAAAUUAAAAUUUUAAAAUCAGACAUUGUGGAACUGGAAGAGCAAUUGCUUAGCAAAACUGUUGUAGAUGUAGAAAAUAACAAGAAGCGUAUUGAUAUGCUAACAGAGUGUCUGCAAUGUAAAAAUGAAAAAAUUCAGCAAAUCAAUGAUUCAAAAGCAGAUUGGGAGGAAUUAUUAUUGGCCUUAAAACAAGCACAUGAAUUAGAAGAAAGCAACAGAAGUGAAUUGGAAAUAAAACGAGCGGAGUUAGAGGAACUCAAUCAAAUAUUUGCCGAACAAAAUAUCGAAAUACAAGAUUUAUUAAGAUUGCUACAAGUAACCGAUCAGCAAUAUCAUACUGAACAAUUAAAAGAGAAAUCCAAAUAUGCGCAGAGUUUGGCAGUAUUAGAAGAGACUUUAAAGGAGAAGAUUACAGAAAAUGAAAAACUAGAGUUUCUAAUUGCUGAACUUAAUUUAGAUAAUGAAAAAUUACAAAAUGAUGUAAAUGAAAUUAACUAUAAAUUAGUUUCUGAACAUGAUGAAGCUCUGGCUCUAUUACAAAUCAAAAUUGAAGCGAUAACAGUUGAACGUGAUGAAUAUCAGAAAAAAAUACAAGAAUUAAAAGAUCAGCUAAGUUCACAGCAAGUAACUAAACGUAAUGCAAUAUUCUUCCCAACAAUUACUACGGACCUAGACCUUAAUGAGGAAAAUACAACACCUUCCUGUAGUGAUAGUGAAACUACGAUAAGUUCUAAAUCAUCCGAUGAUCAUUUGCGUAUACUGACAAAGGUACUGGAGUCAGAAUAUAAACGAAAAAUACAACGUUACGAUUUACACACAAAUACUUUACUUAAAAAUAUAAAAUCAUUGAAAAAAGCACUAAGAGCUACUAAACAGAAAGCAACUUUAUUGAGAGAACAACAAAAGAAGACCGAGGAAGAUUUAUCUGAUUUACAAACAACCAAAAGGCUUUUAGAAGAGAUGCGCCUCAAAUAUGAACAAAGUCAACUAAAAAUAAAGACACUUGAAGAAAGUUUGGAGAAUGAACGGAAGAAAUUUGAGGCAUCUGAUUUUGGUAAAUCAGCACGGGAAGAUCCUGUGCAUGAAGUGCCCAAUUUAAUUGACGAUUAUAAAAAGUUAAUACAACAAUCAGCUCUCACCACAGGUCGUCCAAAAACUAGUGCAGUAUUAGAUUUAAUAAAGCGUAGCAAUCAAUGUGUGCCAAACUUGAGUAAACUCGAAACUAAUAUUUAUGAAUUAAGAGAUGAGUUCAAAGAGUAUAUCAUGAACUACACGCAGCAUGGAGGAAAAUCGCAUAAUUUUACAAUACAAAAGGAAACACCGUCGUUGAUGGAAGAAUUAUUAGCCGCUGCAGAUAACUAUUAAUUAAGUAACUAAAUUAGUUUAAAAAGUAAACCGAUAACUAGUCUUUAUUCUUUUAAAGUUCCCUUCAAAUAUUUUUGUUUAAGUUUAUAUUUAAUAUGUCAUAUUUAUUUAAAAUUUAUUUUAUAUUUUGUUUAUUAUUUAUUGAUUUUAAACCCUUUAAACCCUAGAAUGUGAAGGGUAUUAAAGUUUCGAAGGGACUAAAACCA
Teleopsis dalmanni is the source of this 4865-nucleotide messenger RNA. Its product is annotated as interaptin-like. NCBI's taxonomy places the organism in Eukaryota, Metazoa, Arthropoda, Insecta, Diptera, Diopsidae. Bases 232 to 4659 code for a protein of 1475 amino acids. The record is from RefSeq and is a predicted model, not a curated record. The transcript has 4 exons.